Molecule: messenger RNA, 6395 nt
Organism: Dicentrarchus labrax (European seabass)
Lineage: Eukaryota; Metazoa; Chordata; Actinopteri; Moronidae
Gene: hcrtr2
Product: hypocretin (orexin) receptor 2
Exons: 7
Coding region: 178-1443 (421 amino acids)
Biological process (GO): circadian sleep/wake cycle process; G protein-coupled receptor signaling pathway; feeding behavior
Cellular component (GO): membrane
Molecular function (GO): orexin receptor activity
Source: RefSeq, a predicted model, not a curated record
UUCGUGCAUGGAGGCAGACAGAGGGAGAAAUCAGCGUCACACUGACGAGGUCUGUGAAGCGGGUUAUUAUCGCACUACAGUGCCGCGUCCUUAUUGGCAGUCUGCUCAACAACCUGCGGUCUCUGCAGACACACGGCAAACAGAGGGAAUACAAGAGACACACAAACACCUCGGAGGAUGUCUGGGAUAACUGGGAAUUUGGAUUGCGAGGAGUGUUUGUCUUCUGCACAUGUGGCCAACAGCACGGAGCUACAUCUGCGCUCCGCUGUGGAUGAAGACGACGAACUUCUGAGAUACAUCUGGAGAGAGUACUUGCACCCCAAGCAGUAUGAAUGGGUCCUGAUCGUGGCUUACAUUAUUGUGUUCUUCGUUUCACUCAUUGGAAACUCGCUGGUUUGUUUUGCAGUGUGGAAAAACCGUCACAUGCGCACCGUGACCAACUAUUUCAUAGUGAACCUCUCCUUUGCUGAUGUGUUGGUCACCAUCAUCUGCCUGCCUGCGAGUCUUGUAGUAGACAUCACAGAGACGUGGUUCUUUGGAAAAACUCUUUGCAAAGUUGUGCCUUAUUUGCAGACCAUUUCCGUUUCUGUGUCAGUGCUAACACUGAGUUGCAUUGCCCAAGACCGCUGGUAUGCUAUCUGCCACCCACUGAUGUUCAAGAGCACUGCCAGGAGGGCUCGCAAAAGUAUUGUUGUCAUCUGGGUUGUGUCGUGCAUCAUCAUGAUCCCUCAGGCUAUUGUGAUGGAGUGCAGCAGCCUGCUGCCUGAACUAACAAACAAGACCAGCCUGUUCACAGUGUGCGAUGAACACUGGGGAGCUGAGAUCUACCCAAAGGUGUAUCACACCUGUUUCUUCAUUGUCACAUAUUUUGCACCACUGUGUCUCAUGGUCCUGGCGUAUAUCCAGAUAUGUCACAAGCUGUGGUGUCAACAGAUUCCUGGAAACACAUCAGUGUUGCAGAGAAAAUGGAGAUCCAUGCAGUGCUCAGCUCCAGCUCCAGGCCUCGGAGAGGCUGUGAGGGUCCGGACCAGCACGGUUUGUGCAGAGAUCAAACAGGUCCGAGCCCGGCGCAAGACAGCUCGCAUGCUGAUGGUGGUCCUCUUUGUUUUUGCUCUGUGCUACUUGCCGAUCAGCGUGCUCAAUGUCAUGAAAAGAGUCUUUGGGACUUUCAAGAACACAAAUGACAGAGAGACAGUGUAUGCAUGGUUCACUUUCUCACAUUGGCUCAUAUAUGCCAACAGUGCAGCAAAUCCUAUCAUCUACAAUUUCCUCAGCGGGAAGUUCCGUGAAGAGUUCAAAGCAGCCUUUUCUUGCCAUUGUUAUGGCCAAGGACAAAAUGGAACAAAGAGGAUAAGAACCAGAACCAGCACGGACAGCCGGAAAUCCCUGUCAACUCAAGUUAACAUGGACAAUGUCUCACGAAUAUCUGAUCAGGUAGUGUAGUCUUAUCCCGGUGGGGAGUUCUUCUGACCACUUCAAGCUUCAAAGGACAUACUCAUCAUUAAGGUAGACAUUCAAAAUGAUGGUAUAUUUAGUUUCACAAGGACACUUUAUGGAACGUAAGACAUUUUCUGAGGGUCUUGUCACGUCUUUUAAAUAAUCAGCAGAACAUGGAAACCACUUGUAGUCUAUUUAAUAUGAGAAGAUACCAUUUGAAUAUUUAGCAUCUGAUAACUCAUACCAUAUGUAUUUGUUGAUAUACAGUUAAGUGACAUGAUUUGAAUUGCACAUGUGUGUCGUUUCGUAAAUGUACACUUUUGACUUUAUUUUUGGUUCAGUUGAAAGAAUCAGUGUUACAUUUUAUGAUGAAUUAUAUCACUGUUUAUUUAUUCAGUCAUUGGUUUAAUGUGUUUUAUAAUAAUGAAAAUAGCAGGUGCUAUAGAGAAUAAGCUCAGAUUUGUAGUUAGUUUCCUUAAUUAGCAGAUGUCCAUCUUAAGUCUCCAGUGUAAAUGCCCAUGAAUGUAUGAUUAUGUGCAUUAACAGUAUGUAAAUGAUCAAACAUUGUAAACCUCCAACAAACUCCUGAAUAUUCAACAUGACACGAAUGUGUCCUGGUGGAUCUCAUUAUGAAACCUCUUUCUUUCACCUGACACACACUGAGUUUGUAUUGAAAAACAUCAGCAGGGCAGACUUAUAUUUUAUACUGUAGCUGCGCACCGGCCCACUAUGUAUAGCUGCAAAGUUUAAGUUAUAAGCAUCAUGAAUGCUAAAAUCCAGAGCUUUUUUUGUUCUCAAGAACUAUUGAAUUUUUCAACACAGGGUAGAAGCAACAUCCAGUCGUUAACAGGAGGCAGUUUCUUCAAAGGUUUCCAUUUUGAAAUGCUUCUGUCAUUCACCUUCACUGACAGCUUCAGAGCCCCGGAGACACUGUCCUGUCCUGAAACAGAACAGUGGAUGCCAUGAAAACAGAAAACUAUAAAAAAGUAUUUUUUAUAUUAAAGUUUGCUUUUAAAAUGUGCAAUGAAGAAACCUGUCUUCAAAUGUGCUUCAGAGAUCUAUUUAGUGAUAUAAAUGUAUGAUGCCGGUCCUCAAACGUGUGUUGGCAACAGUACUGGCUAUUAAUCGAGCCCUGUUUACUGUUUGUACAGUUGCACCCUGAUUGUAGCAUGGUUGAGGCAUCUAACUCAUGAUUAACCAAAUUUAUUUUUUAUCAAUAAAAUAUUGAACUGAUUAGCUAAAUGAAGCAAUACAAGGUCAGGAAAAAAUGUUAAAUAUGGCCAAAUGAGAAUUAGUUUUUUGCAUAAAUAAUAAAUUAUAUAAAUUAUUCUUGUUAGACUGCUACUAGAAUUGCAUCCAAUGUGUAAAAACGUCUUCUAUUGUGAUUUGUUUUUUUAUAAUAUAGAAUACUUUGAUUUGAAUAAAUAUAUAUCAUGAAAGCCUUAAGAAUGAAAAUCUGAAAAAAGCACAUCAUGUCAAUCAUGACUCAAACCUACAGAACAAACUGAUCUGUUGUAAACUCACAAAAUCAAGUCAUGUUUCAGUUUCUCAAAUACUUUUAUAAUUAACAGCAUAUAUCUGCCUGUUUAAUGAUUUACUUUUACUGAUCUUCACUUUUAAUCAUUUAUACAGAGUUAAUUUACCAAAACUGUUACAGUUCAGCCAAAACACAUAAUUGUUUGGCUGCUUGAUGUCAUUAUUAAUGCCCAACCUUUCCAUCAUUUCACUUGAUGAAUGAGUUACAGAGGCCUGUUAAUAAACAACAUUUAACAUAUUUUGACUGUAAACAGAUUGUUAGAAACUUAAUUUAUUUUGAAAGGCUAAUAAACGUGUACACAUGCUGUGACACUUUGAAAGUAAACUAGCAUUAAGCCUUAAAUUGAAUCCCAUCAGUGUUGUGUUUUUUUCUUGCAGACAAUUUCCAUCACAACACACACACACACACACACACACACACACGGACACACAGACGUGUAUCAGGAGAGUAAAUGAGUAACAACUCAUUUCUCAUUGAGACUUUUUAUACGUAAUAUAUGUGUUGAUUUAUAGCUAGUAUGUUUUGUAUGAGUGGACCCCUUGAGGAGUAGCUGCUACCUUGAUGGCAGCUAAUGGGGAUCCAAGAAUAAAGACAUUACUGGCGUCUGGAUGAGACCUACUGCAAUUGAACGGCUGUAAACUUGGAUUAAGCUUCCAAAUUACUGAAUGAUAUGUUGUGUUUCUUCUACAGUUCAUUAUAGUAUCUCUGCCAGAAAUACCCUGUUCUCACACAGUUACACACCUGGAAGCUGCCCAGUACAGCCACGGUCUGAUCUGCCACUGAGUACCUCCACUAGGGCAGUAGCAGCAGAGGGCCUUGCUCAAGGGUGUGUUACUGCUGGUAAUGAGGAAAAUACCAGUGCUGAUGGUUCACUUUGCCCUCCAAAAUCUCUGUUCUGCUGGUGCAGGGACUGAAUGGCCAAACCUCCAUUCUCGAGUUUGUUUCUCUUGUAAAAUCCUUAUUACUAUAAUGACACUGAAACUCUACCACAGUUUCUCUGAUGUUUGAGGCAUACUGAAUAGUUCCCUGAGAGCAGUCAAAAGCACAAAAUCCCUGUGAAGAGGGAUACUAAUAUUCUCAUGAAUAUUUAUAACCAGCACAUAAUUGUAAAGUGUAUUUGCAGCUAACAAGCCUUCAUAUAGGUGCAAUCUUGAAGUAAGAUCUCACACUCAAGGCUGGCAGAAAGCCUCAGGUUUCAAACGUGGAUAUGAAACAAAUGUGCUCAUGCACAGUUUAUUUUGUUUGUAUCCUCAAACAAACCUGACUGUGAUUUGUUUGUAAUUGUGGCUGUGUGGAGUGCAUGGUGUUUGUGCAAGUGGAUAUUAAACCCCAAAACAAUAAGAAAAAGAAUAUUAAAGCAGCUGUCUUUCCAUUCAAAUUUUAUAAGAAAAACAGGCUUUCAGUCAGGAGACCUUUUCAACAGGGCAAAUCACUUAGGCAAGGAGGUAGAUGGAUUGAGUGCAAUCAACCAAUUAACAUGAACCUGUUCACAUGGGAAAUGUUCCACAUAAUCACAAUUUAUAGUCAUAGAUCCUAGAUCCACAAGCAUAUCACAUACUCACUACAUAAAGCUAAUUGUUAUGAAAUGAAAAAGUUCUUCAACUAAGAUAGACAGACAUAAAUAAAGACAAGAACAAGUAUUAAUCAUCAUUGUAAUCAGCAGUAUAGAUACUGCCUCUGUCGAAGUACUCUGACAAAAAAAUUGUGAUGUGGAAAUCUCUUGUCAAAUCAAGCCAAUCAAAUAAAUCAAUUAAACUGAUAACGCAAUCAGGAAAAGGAAAUAGUAAUGUGAAAUAAUUGCAUAAAUAAGAAAACAAACACUGUAAUGUCACAAUGACAGAAAACAAAGACAGGAAAAUGAUGCUCAACAGCUUGAUUUCUGUUAGUGAUUAAACUUUAAGGUUACUGCUGCUUUUUGUUAAGCUCUGCCUGAAAUGUUUCAUUUGUGGACGAGAGUAGAUUUCAAAAUGUUGAUAGUUAAAAUAUUCAUGCCAAUUGAUAUUUUACAACUUUAACUUUUUCUUUGACUUUUUGUCAGGAUUUCUUUGAUUCUUGAAUGUGAGAUCUUUGUAGCUUUAAGAUAUUUCUUAUUUGAUCACAUUUAUUUGAAUGUACAGUAUAGUGCAAUGAAAAAAUCCAAAAUGCUAUCCCUAAUACCUUUUAUAUUCAGACAAUAUCUGAGAUUUGUCCCGCUUGUGUUAGUAUUUAGAAGACCCUGUGGCAAACAACCAUGCACUGCACUGGCAUUUGCUCCCUCAGUCCACGUCUUUCCAUUGUUUCCCAGACUGGCAGAGUUUAUAAAAAUCCAAGUCCAUUAUUAAUGUUUUUAAAAACCCAUCUUUUUCUUUAGCUUAUUAACUUUCUAUUUGUACAUGCACUUCAUUUAUAUUAGUGUACAUUUGACUUCGCUGUGCAGCAGUUUGGUCAAUAUGUUUUGGUUUUUCAUUUGUGUAAUAAAUAAAUUAACUUGACUCUGGUAUUAUCCCAAUAAGAGGGAAGCAGUGUUAACGGAUAAACUGAGUGUGUUUGCUUACAAAUGAGCUUUUGUCUAAUUGCUGUUGAUUUUGCCAAGUUUCAAUCAAUUGUAUUUUUUAAGCUGUUCUCUUCUGCAUUUAAAAUAAACUACUUACAGUUAAAUUGUUUCUAGACUUUUAAAACUCUGACAGGUAAGAAGUUGUUAAUCACACUUUUAAAUUGAUAAUUUAGUUGCGUUCCACGUUGUGUAUAAAAUCACAUGUAAUCUAAAAUACCAUCAACAUGACUACUCACAGUGGUGUAUUUGUUUCAUCCAUCCUUCACAGAUGUGGUUUGUUUACAAUGGAAAGUAGCUGCAGUGUUUAUUUCAGUGGAUUUUACCCCUUUGUCAAUGUUUUGUGAUGAUUUUGCAUUUGCAUUUGUAACUGGAACCCCCUUGUCUCUGUUAUUUAUUUCUGAAAGUUACUGUAUGUUUUGUUAUUUUUUAUUAUGUAAUUACUCAGUGAAUGCGUUUGAAUCUGCUGAGGAAAGUGAAUUUUAAUAAAGUGUAAUUCAGUGUUCACGGAAUACGUUUUAAGAACAGUUUUACAGGCUGCUAACAGUUAAAUAAGUAGCGAAUUCAGUAAUGCGGUGUAACAAGAUUAAGUUUCUUUAUUAAAAAUGUGGACUGUCCUUGCAGACCCGGCAGCAGGACAACUGGGAAGUUAUCAUUAGUUUAGUCAAUGGGCACAAAAAUCUUGAUUUAUGCCAUCAAAUCUAGGCCUACAUGUGUGUUCAUGCAAACCAACUGAAAUUUAGAUUUAUUUAUUUAUGUGGAAACAUAUAACGUGUCCUCAGCCUGGUGUUUCUGUCCUUGUGAGCCUUUAAAGUGUAUUAAUUAGUUGUAAGUUCACAGUGUCUGUAUUCCGGCACAUCUUUUAUCAAUAAAUGAUUUGCCUAUAUUGUU